AUGUUGAUCGGUGCCUGUGAGGUGGAUGUUGACGAGUUGAUGGCCAGUCGGAGUAGACCAUUGUUGGUCGAGUUGAGAGAUACCAUUUGUUGGAGUGACCGCGCAACCGCCAAAUUAUUAUUGAUAUUGAUAGACAGAGAUAGAAUGCCAGGUGUUGGUACUCUACCAAUCUUUGUUUGCGAUUUGGUGAUGAUCUCUGGAAUGUGGCCACUCUAUCUUGAUAAUAUAAUCACAAAGAUACUUAUGGUUCUCGUCAAAUAA
Molecule: messenger RNA, 261 nt
Organism: Heterostelium album PN500
Lineage: Eukaryota; Evosea; Eumycetozoa; Acytosteliales; Acytosteliaceae
Exons: 3
Coding region: 1-261 (86 amino acids)
Source: RefSeq, a predicted model, not a curated record